Molecule: messenger RNA, 2253 nt
Organism: Vicia villosa (hairy vetch)
Lineage: Eukaryota; Viridiplantae; Streptophyta; Magnoliopsida; Fabales; Fabaceae
Product: coilin-like
Exons: 13
Coding region: 124-2076 (650 amino acids)
Biological process (GO): spliceosomal snRNP assembly
Cellular component (GO): Cajal body
Molecular function (GO): U2 snRNA binding; U1 snRNA binding
Source: RefSeq, a predicted model, not a curated record
AUCAGCGUUGUGUAAAUGUGAGUGGGGUCUUAUAUACAGUCAGUCAUCCAAGAGUGAAGAAACCAUUUGUGUUAGCUAUCAAGGGUUUAAGAAAGGGUCACCGUGGCUGGCAAAUCCGCAACAAUGACGACGGCGAUGACGGAAAAAGUGAGACUCCGAUUGUUCUUCGACGAUCCCAACAUGCUCAGUAAGUCAAAGACGAACCAAGGCUUGAACCGUUGCUGGUUCCUUCUAAAACCCCACCUCACCACCAUUUCCGAUCUCACCUCUCACCUCCAAACCCUUUUCCGCCUCCACCGCACCUCUCCCGCCGGCAUCACUCUUUCGAUGGAUGGUUUUGUUUUACCAUCGUUUGAGUCUACUUGUAUUUUGAAGGAUAAAGACAUUGUGUGUGUGAGAAGAAAGGGAAGUAGUUUAACUGAUGGUAAACCUGCAAUGCUGCCAUUAGAAGCUUGUGAGAAUCGGUCUACUGAGGCUCUGGAGCUUCUUGCAAUUGAGGGGAUUCAAGAGGAGAGGCGAGAAUAUGAAACUGUUAACCUAGAUGAUGAUGAUGAUGAUGUUGAUAAUGAUCAAACUGAAGAUGUGGUUUAUGUGGAAGCUAAAUCGGAUGGGAAUACAACUUCAAAGAAGAGAAAGGCGUCCAAGAAGCUUAAGAGCCCUAGUCAGAAGAAGAUUAAGAUGUCUACCACGGAUAACUUAUCAGUCAUUCCGGAGGUCAAUGAUGAGGAAAAUGGAAGUUUGAAAGACGGUGCUCACCGCCAGCCAAGUCCUGCCAAGAAGUCAUCAAAAAAGUUGUCAAAAAAGUCUAGCAACCGUGAUUUAAUUAAACAAAAAGAUGACCAAAAUGGGUCAACAAGCGAUGAAACAAGGUCUCUUCAGCCUCAAGGUGAAGGCGAAACUAAAAAGUUGCCUAGCAGAAGUGCUCGGCGGAAAAAGGCCAAAAGAAAGUGGUUGAGGGAACUAAAAUUAAAGGAGAAAGAGAAAGAGAAUGAGAAUGAGAACGAGAAGGAGAAGCUUCAUCUGGAUCAGGUGCUUGAAAAAGAUGAUCCACAAUUACCUACCAAAGAUAAGAAUUGCAUAGUUGCUGAUGUGCUUCAACAAUCCGAUGAAGAAAGUGAAGCAGAUGACGACAUGGUUCCUGUGGAGAUCAAGCCAGGGCACAUUCGGUUUCAGUCCCGUGGAAAAGAUAAGGCAGUGCCAGAGAAUCAGUUCCCAGUGGACACAUUUCAGUGGAGUGGUACUACCAGCAAGAAGAAGGGUCAGAAAUGGGGUAAAGAGAGGACCUCAUCCCAUAAACAGGAUGAUUAUGAGCAGCCCCGUCAAGAUUUUCCUACUGUUCAGAAUGCUGGGAAAAAAAACACAUUUGACGCAGUAGAUUUUGAAAAGCUUACACCUUACACAGACUUGCCAAAGGAAGGAAAUGUUAUUGCUUAUCGAUUGAUUGAGUUAUCAGAAUCUUGGACUCCUGAGAUCUCCUCCUUCAGAGUUGGUAAAGUAACACAGUUUGACAGUAAAUCAAACAGGAUAUGGCUAGAGACAGUUUCAGAAUAUCCAUUUGACUUUAGGAAGAAAAUAGAUGACCUAGACGACGAUGCAACACCUGCACAGUACGAUCCUUCCCCUUAUCAGGAAGAUGGUUCUUUAGAGAUUGAUUAUGUAUCUCUUGCUGAUGUUCGAAUUAUUAAGCAUGGCCACUCGAAUUUGGCAACUGUAGUUGCUUCUAAUGAUGCUUUAGUAACUCCAUCAAAAGCAACUAACAGAAGUACUGAUGCUUUGGUAACUCCAACAAAAGCAACCAACAAUAGCACUGUUGAAAAACAUGUUGGUAAUCAAACUCCUGUUGGAAGCUCGAAGCCACAAAAGGAGGGCCAUACCCCUGCUAAAGAAAACGGGGAAGUUAACGUUUGGGAUGAAAUCAACGAAGCAUUAAAAGCAAAGAAGGCCCGGCUGUCGCAGGGGGAUGGUUGGAAGAAAGAUGAUAGUUCAAGCAAUAGGCCAUGGUCUCAGAGAGCCAAAUGCAGUGCACUGGGUCCUACAAUGGCACUUUUAAGAUCACAGAAUGGCUUUAAGAAAUAGUCCUACACUUAAGCCUUGUUUACUGCGUGUCUCUUUUCCGCAGAUUAGUAUUACAUGUUUUUUUUGUGGGUAUGUAUAUGAACAAAUUACCCAUACUGCCAUCUGUAAUGAAUGCUACACGUCCUGAUUUCAGUAUGCUAGUGGGAAAAAUGUUUUGGGGUGCUUAUUUCUAGUCCA